Siniperca chuatsi (mandarin fish) is the source of this 5194-nucleotide messenger RNA. RefSeq names its product catechol O-methyltransferase-like. The record is from RefSeq and is a predicted model, not a curated record. Gene Ontology annotation, biological process: developmental process; dopamine metabolic process; catecholamine catabolic process. The transcript has 6 exons. Lineage: Eukaryota; Metazoa; Chordata; Actinopteri; Centrarchiformes; Sinipercidae. Gene Ontology annotation, molecular function: catechol O-methyltransferase activity. Bases 1448 to 2239 code for a protein of 263 amino acids.
UUUGCAUGGGAUGGGGAUUGAGGGGCUCAGGAAUGUUGGGGUGAGUGGGAACAGAAUUAUGUGUAUGAGACUGUGUGUGUGUGAGACAAUGAAAGCCAUCCCACUCAGUUCUAAAAGCCCCCAUUCACGGUGGACCUGAGUCAUCUGGUUCUCUGCAGUGUAAAAAAACUGAAAGUAAUUUUAUCACCAAAAAUUUCAGCUUUUAGCUUGAAACAACAGAAAAUAUCUUUAUGAAACAAGGCAAGAGCUGAGGUAGAUCUAUCUAACUCAUGAUACUGUCACUUUGUAUCCUCAAAAUAAUGCUGAAACAAGCUGAUUAGAGGCUGAAGAAGGCAGUUUGGCUCCAAAUUAACACAGAUCAAUCAAUAAAUUUGCACUUUAGGCAAAGAAUAAGUUGGGAAGAGUCAAGUCAAAACCUGGGCCAAUUCAGGGACACAAUAUGAUAAAGCAUUAAGUCAUCAGUACAAUAGAUCAAAGCAAGCUAAGAGCCAGGAAGAAAAAGAAAAUGGUCUUUUUUCCCCCAUAGUAUGUUACACUGUUGCUAUAAGACUGUCAGUCAGCCUGUCAUCCGGCGCAGGUUGCACUUGCUCCCUCGGCAGUCAGAAAGAGUCCAGCUCCCCAGUGCCCCAGCUCAGAAAACUAGGAAACCAGCUCAGCUUGCAUGACCCAAUUAGAAACAUCCCCUGGACGGUGGAGAGACAUCAGUCUCUGUCCUAUCCAUCAAACAGUCCCAUAUGCCCUGAACAGCUCCAAAUAGUGCAGGUGUGAAUAACACAUGUAAUAUGUUAUUGAGAUUGCUCAUGCUCAACAGAAUUAUGUUUUACACAUACACUAGAAAGCUGCCCAUUAAUAACCCAAUCUACAACUGCUCCUAAAUAAGCUCAAGCAGAUGUGGGAUAAAAACAGUACACUAUUUACUUAAGGAUAUUUGCUGGAGGGACUGGAGAAAAAGUGUUUCCCGGCUGGUCUAAGAACUUGAAUCUGCAAUCUUUCAGUCAAAACCCCACAAAGUAAAUCAAUAAAUCUGAGUUUAACGGGAGGCAUGCAAAGUGACCCACAUUGCCUGCAAAUAAGGGCAAUCAAUAGAGUGAUGGCAGAUAACAUGACAGAGGAGGUACGGCCUGUAAUUAUGGGGAAAGAUUAGAGGGUUGUGACUGAACAGUUUGAGACCGUGAAUGGGUCGAGAAAAUCUGUUUGGAGGAAGUGAAUGAAAUAUUUUGCAGACUUUUGAACAAUUACCGAGCGGCGGUGGUGGUGAUGGUGACUGUACAGAACAGAUCUCAGGGUGCAGAGAGUCUGACCUCAUGCUUGCCGACACCCAAUCUACUGUUGGACACACCCACAGCCGGCUGUUUUCAUUAUGCUGCUUGCCUUCUUGACAGUCCCAUCUGUGUUUGACAGAAGGCACUCUUAACCUGGACGGGCAACACGGCAGUUUGCUUUUGAAAUGUGGCUCAUGGUCGCUUCCGUCCUGCCACUUCCUGCCAUCAUCAUGGUAUCCACUCGUUAUCGUGUCAAAGUUGCCGCGCUGUGCCAUCGAGCUCUGGCCUGGGCACUGAGGCUGGUGCGAGGGAGAGUGUGUGUAAGGAGCACCCAUGCCUUUGUGUUCUCCAAAUGCACCCAUGGCAAAGUUGACAGUGUCCUGGAGACCUUUGACCUUUACGCUGACUCACAUCCCUCCCUCUGCAUCAGCCCACAGACUGGUGAGGCACUGGAUGAAGUGGUGAGGCACGUCCGUCCCUCCUGGGUGUUGGAGCUGGGGAUGCACUGUGGCUACAGUUCUGUCCGCCUGCUGCGUCUGCUGCCCCCUGCUGGCAGACUGAUCACAGUGGAGCUGGACCCACUCACAGCCGAGCUAGGGGAGGAAAUCAUACUUGUAGCUGGCUUCAAACACUCCCAGUUCCAGGUGUUGACAUCUAGCUCAGCUGAGGCCAUCCCAACAUUGCAUCCUUUUCUUGAGGCUGAUCAAGGGACCAGUGAGGGGCUCAAUCUGGUGCUGAUGGACCAUGACCCCCAGCAGUACCUUCCAGACCUGCUGGCUCUGGAGAGAGAGGAGCUCCUCAGCCCCUCCGGCUGCUCUGUUCUUCUGAUCUACAGGAACCAAAGAGCUGAAGAUUUCAGAGAAAUCCUGGAUCACAUCAGAACGAGGUCUGACUGCUACCACAUCAAGUCAGAGCUUCAGUUUAUGACGGAGAUCUUCUACCAAAAGGAAAGCGUGAGGGUAGAUGGCAAAAUCUAAAGAUGUGGGUUUGUGCUUUCAGUUUGUUUGGACUAUAUCAACCAAUAGUGUUAAAUACUUCAUCCUCUCUAGUAUUACUUGUUGAUCAAAGAAUUGGAGGAUAAAAAAAUAUGUGCUGAAUAAAUGGUUUUCUACAGUUUGUCAAACUGUUAUUGAAAAACUACUUUGUUUCCUUGGAUGACUUUAGGAAGAAACAAAAUAAAAUAGUUUUUAUCUUUGUCUGCCAGAAAGUUUGAUUCAAAGUUAUUAUUAUUAAGAUAAGAUAAGCCUUUAUUGAUCCUCAUAGGGAAAAUUCAGGUGUUGCAGCAGCACAAGAACAGAAACAAGUACAGAUAAAUAGAGAAAAUUAUUAAAUAACACCAUAAAUGUACACCAGAAUAGGAUAUAAUAUGAUUAUUAGUAAUGAAACAAGUGAUAUGUAUUACAAUAUUGGUAUGUAAAACAGUAUUCAUGCUAUAAAUUACUCUCAAUAAUUUUAAAUAUCAGAUGAUAUUGCUGGAAAUAAUUUACAGCAGAAAAGGAAAGUAUGAUAGUUUCUGCAGCCUUAUCCCCAAACAAUUACACACAAUAAUUACAAUAACACACAGGUAGAAGAGGUGCAAAAUACUACUUAAUUUUGUUUGUAAUAUUAGCAAAGUCACAAAGCUGCUUACAUAAUCACCUCUAAGGAAAAAAUGACUAGAUGUAGAACACAGAGUAACCACUUGGUGGCGUUCUCUGCUUUUUAAAAGAAUAGAAACUCAGGCAUUGACCUGGGUUUUACAUGUUAUUUUAUGUUUCCUGAUUUAUUCAUGACGAGGUGGAUGGAUGAUCCACGGCAGUCUUGUUUUGACCAGUCGUCACCCCCCUUUUUUUUUUUCAUUUCUUGCCCUAACUGGUCAUAAUGUCUAAGAUUUAGUGUCCCAGCAAGCUCUGCAUCUUAAAUGAGGAUAAUCAGUGUUGUCUGAAUUGUUUCAGAAUUUGCCAAUAAUGGCACUGCUGAGGCUUUCAAAGCAGCUGGAAAGCUAUUAUAUGGUUUACAGACAAUUUACAGCAGAUUUUAAAUAAAUAAUAAUUGUGCAAAAACACGAUUUAAUUAAAUGCAAUAUUUCCGGGGUUCACAAUUGUGCAACAGCGAGAUGAAUGUUGUAAUAACUAAUUUUAUACAAACUUAGCGAGCUUACUGCAGUUAAAGAGAGACAGAUAGAAAAAGAGAGUCAGGGGAAGUGGUGUAAACUGUCAACUACUAUAAAUUAGUCACAGAGGUUAGGUAAUACAUGGUCAGGGAUGAGAACUUUGUAAAUCCAUCCAGUUUAACUGUUCACUGUGAAUGUCUCCACAGAGCAGAACAGGUUAAAGAGCUGGCAAAAUUUGAAGAGCUGCAUGAAUACUUUAUAAUCUCAUGCAUGGAUCAUUAUUUGCACUGCAGGGGAAGUGGAUCUUGCAUUUGCUGAACACAGGAAAUAACAUAGGAAAGUAGACUACAGGCAUGUGGGUUAUUGUCUGCUCCCCAACUGAUAAUACUACGUCUGUUACUGAGAACUGCAGAAGCAUAAACAACCAACUGAUUAGUAUACAAAGUUAGUCUCAUAAUCAUCAAAAUAUAACAACUUUAAUUCCAAAUUAAGACGUGUACCAUUUGGAAAAAGGUGACGCCCACUCUGAGGAAGUGAUUGCCUGCAUGAAAGUCAAAGUACUGAAUAUUAUUAUUGCUAAUUAGCAAUCUGGAGCAUUUCACUUAGAAAAUAGCAACAGUCAGGGUGGGUGUAAUCAUCUGUGAGGAUGUUUUUCAUUCCAUUAAAAGGACUUUGCAAUUUGUGUUUUGGAAUGAAAGAACUUGUGUCUUGAUGACAACAACGAUUCAAGUCUUUGGAUUCUGUUUUCUAGCAGAGUUUGUUGUCUUUGUAAAUAUUUACUGCAAGUUUCUGAACCAGCAAAUGUAAACCAGUUUUUGACAUAUGAACUGAUAUUCCCAUUUAAUAAAGAAAAGCCAACAUGGUAUAAAUAACACAGUAAUUUGACUCAACUGUCCUUAUUGUACCCCAAAUCAGAUUUGCACAAGUGAAAAGAAAAGCAGGAAUAUUUUUUGGUUGCAGGAUUUACACUCAUCCCCAGCCCAUGUAUUCCCUACUAGUUACGUUAGUAGACUUAAUGCAAAUCUACAAAUGUAUUUUGUAUUUCUGUGAACCUGUCAUGCUGUUUUUCAUGUUGAUGUUUACAUAUUUGGAAGUAUUUGGCUCCAACAGACUGUACUAAGAGAUAAUGACUCUUUGAUACUAGCAGGCAUUUUAGAAACACACUGGCAAAAUUACAAUCAUUUUAGCUGUACACAGCAUGUCCCCAAAUGGCCAAUGUGUGAAAUAUAAUUACACAAAGUAGACCAACUGUAAUGAUUGCUCAUUAGCUUCCACCAUCAUCUCAGCCCAGAUAGUCUCCCACAACACAAUUGUUAGAGCCAAGACGUGGUCAAUUUCUCAGCUGUCAGAUGUGAUUUAACAUUUCCUUGUCCUCCUUUCAGAGUACCACUAGUCUACACAAUGAUGUACAACGAAAUGUAAACAUCAUGCUCUAUGACCACCCCAACCUUCGCCCCUUCCUCCAAGUUUCCUAAAAAUUCCUAUUUUAAUGGGUUCAAUUUCUGGGUUUCCUCCUUCAUCAGACUAUGAACAUGCUCUCUGUGCUAUGGAGGCUGGAGAACUGAUGUAAACACAGCUUUCAAUUAUAAAUCAAACUCUAAAAGAGCCACAGUCUACUGCCCUUGGGCUCUCUGCACAAAGGCCCAGCCUUCAAACACCCCACAUUGCACUGCUGAGAACUUACGGACAGCUAUUCACCAGUAUACAUUCACAACUUAAACAGAAACCUUUUCAGUGGCCGUGAGUGUCAAAGAUAUGCAGAGAAUGUUCUGCUCAUCUUAUAUGAUAUUAUAUGUUGGCUGCUAUACCAUCUAUGAUUAUAUAAUACACUUUAAGCAGA